AUGGAUAAAAAAAAGUGUGAAACGUGGAAUAAUUUUGAAGUGGUUGAUGGUGAAAAAGCAAAAUGCAAUUUUUGUUCUAAUACUAUUUCUUAUAAAGGGGGUUCUACGGCUAAUUUAACGAGACAUUUAAAACGAAAACACAUAGUUCAAUACGAAGCCAGGAAAAAAAGAUCUAUUGAAAUUCUCGAAAAAAACAUCGAUGAACCUGAUAAUGUUUCCGUAUCCGAACCUUCCCAUUCUAAUUUAACUACUAUUACACCUAUAAUUAAAAAUAAAACAGCUAGCGUUACAAAAACACAAGUAUCCAUAGAUGCGUAUACAUCAAGGUCGAUGCCUAUUUCGAAAUCUAAAAAAAUUGAUGAGCAGUUAGGUAUAAUGAUGGCUAAAGAAUACCAACCGUUUAGUUUGGUUGAAAAUAAAGAAUUUAAAAAAUUUGUAUCAUUAUUAAAUCCAAGCUAUUCUUUGCCAAGUAGAAAAACAAUUACUUAUAAUAUUUUACCUCAAUUAUUAGAAAACACCAGGGAAAAGGUUAAAAGGAGUUUAGAUAAUGCAUCAUAUAUAGCAAUGAGUACGGACGGAUUCUAUUAUUUUGAAUUAUCACAUACAGCAAUCAAUUUAUCGACAUUUUUAAACAAUUGUUUUGAAGAGUGGAGUAUUGUAAAUAAAGUUAAAAUAGCUAUUAGCGAUAACGCUAGUAAUAUUACAGCUGCAAUAAGUUCAAAUAAAAAUUGGAAACACAUUCCUUGUUUAGCGCAUAGCAUUAAUUUGAUAGCCCUAUGUGGGUUAGAAGAAAUUAAAGAAAUACAUAAAAAAGUUAAAAAAAUAGUAGAACAUUUUAAGCGUAGUUCUCAAGCAGCAGCAAAAUUAAAAAACACUCAAAUUCAGAUGAAUUAUCCAGUACUAAAACUGAAACAAGAUGUGAUAACGAGAUGGAACUCGACUUAUGAUAUGUUUAAUAGGUGUUUAGAGACAAAAGAUCCAUUAGUAUCCACUUUGGCUAUGAUUGGUAAUACUGAAAUGUUGACGGCGUCAGAUUUUAAUUUAAUGGAUUAUUAUUGCAAACUUUUUAAGCCUUUUAAAGAAGUUACAAUUGAGUUAAGUUCGGAAAAAGGGGUAUCAAUUUCCAAAGUUAUAGUUCUCACAAAUGCAUUGUUAUCUCACAUAAAAACAAUGAGAACUGAGAAAAACUUACCACUUGAUAUUUAUUCUAUGAUUUUAAAGAUGGAAAAUAAAGCCGAAAACAAAUUUGCCGGUAUGGAAGACGAUUCUACUUUUGCUGAAGCAACUUUAAUUGAUCCACGUUUUAAAAAAAAAGGAUUUAGUAGCGAGACAUAUUAUAUCCGUACUUAUCAAAACGUCGUGCGCAAGAUUUCAAGUAUAAUUAAACGCAAAAGACAAUCUAUUAAUCAAGAAGAAAAUAUAGUUACAGAUGACGAACAAAUCACUAUGUCAACUGAAAAAAAAGAAACCUUUGAGAUAUGGAAAGAAUUUGAUUCACAGGUAAAAGAAGUUACAACAGUGAGAACUGACACUUCCGAUGCAAUUGUGGAAUUAGAUAAAUUUCUUAAUGAGUCUUUAAUCCCAAGGAAAUCAGAUCUUCUUGUAUGGUGGAAAGAAAUGAAACGUAUAUAUCCAAAUAUAUACCAUUUGAUGUUACAAAGAUUGGGAGUGCCAUCAACAUCAGUUCCAUGCGAACGAACGUUUUCUAAAGCGGAUACACACAAACAGACAGGCGUAAUAGACUUUCCAUAA
Sipha flava (yellow sugarcane aphid) is the source of this 1752-nucleotide messenger RNA. RefSeq names its product zinc finger BED domain-containing protein 4-like. Bases 1 to 1752 code for a protein of 583 amino acids. The record is from RefSeq and is a predicted model, not a curated record. Lineage: Eukaryota; Metazoa; Arthropoda; Insecta; Hemiptera; Aphididae. Gene Ontology annotation, molecular function: DNA binding; protein dimerization activity. The transcript has 3 exons.